AUGGACGAGCUCAUGGCGGCCCUCGUUGACGAGGUGGAAGACGUCGACGAAGAAACAUUCCACGUCUUCUUCCAGAACCACUCCUCUACGCAAGACCUGGGCAUGCUCGACCCGAGAGCAGAAGAAGUGGAGCUUGCUAUCAACGGAAGAGACUUCACCAUCAAGCAGUCACCGGGCGUCUUGCAGUCGAAGCGGGAAGGCGGCACGACGGGAGCGGCAGUCUGGCGAGCAUGUCUCGUGUUCGCAGAGUGGCUGGCGUGGGCGAAGAACCCUCUCUUCUCAUCCGACCUGCUUACUUCUGAGAGUGUUACCCUAGAGCUGGGGUCAGGCAUCUCUGGCGUCGUGCCCCUGAUUGCCAGCCCUCGCGUCGGCCGGGUGGUGGCAACAGACCAGCAGUACGCCCUUAAAUUGCUACAAGAGAAUAUCACCAACAACCUGCCUGCGGCCAGACCGAAGUCACCCAAAGGUCACACGAAACAGCAGCACGCCCCGCCGAGCAACAUCGAUGUCCUGGCACUCGACUGGGAGACCUCGGACAUUCCCGCCUUCCUCAGCACUCAAGGUCUACGAGAUGGUGUCGACGCUGUCCUGAUGUGCGACUGCAUCUACAACUACGCUCUAAUCAAGCCACUCGUUCAGACUUGUGUUGAGAUCUGCCGAGCUCGAUCUACUCGUCAGUCCAACAUUGAUGAAAAAUCAAAGCCGACGAUCUGCUUAAUCGCUCAGCAGCUUAGACAGCCCGACGUAUUUGAGCAAUGGCUGCAAGCCUUCAUGGCAUCCCUUCGUGUUUGGAGAGUGCCGGACGGGAUGCUUACGAAUGGACUGAAGGAGGGCAGUGGCUACGUCGUUCACGUUGGCCUUCUACGGGACAAGUGA
Messenger RNA from Saxophila tyrrhenica, 876 nucleotides. RefSeq names its product Ribosomal protein lysine methyltransferase (gene RKM5). The coding region runs from base 1 to 876 and encodes 291 amino acids. Lineage: Eukaryota; Fungi; Ascomycota; Dothideomycetes; Mycosphaerellales; Extremaceae. The record is from RefSeq and is a predicted model, not a curated record. The transcript has 2 exons.